AUGGUCAAGCCAAGGACUCCUCUGGAGGGCGUCGAGAACAUCUUUGUCAGUUCCAAGGCUAUCAAGGAUGGGAGCAAGGCCAUUCGGGGAGGGAUCCCGGUUUGCUUUCCCUCAUUUGGUCCGUGGGAGCAUGGCCCUCAACACGGAUUUGCCCGAUCCACUGUGUGGGCCAUGGAUAAGGAACCCGAAACGGAUCCGAAUACCGGUGACGUCAAGGUGAUGUUGUCCUUGAAAGAUGACGAGAAAAUCCGCGAAACAUGGAACUACCCAUUUCAAUUUCUAUACACAUUCACGCUGAAGGCCAGAGACCUGAUCUUGGACGUGAACGUGGCCAACCAAGGCGAAAGAGACCUUGAGUUUACGUUUGCCCUUCAUACGUAUUACAAGGUACCAGAUGUGACCCAAUGCACCAUCAGUGGUCUUCAAGGUUUGACCUAUCUGGAUAAGACGGAUGGAGGCAAGGCCAAAAAGGAAGAGGCUGACGAAGUGAAACUCUCGAGCUUCGCCGACAGAGUUUAUCAGAAAUCCCCCGAUUCCGUGGUAUUGAGGGGCCUUCAAGGGGGCCGUGCCUUGACACUUACCAAGACCAACUUGACAGAUACGGUGGUCUGGAAUCCUUGGGCCGAGAAUGCCAAAAACAUGGCCGAUUUUGGAGACGACGAAUACACUAGCAUGAUCUGCGUGGAAGCCGUUCAAUUUACGGAGCCCGUUUCCGUGAAACCAAACUCUCACUGGCAGGCUACUCAUUCCCUCGCUGUUAUGGAUUAA
Molecule: messenger RNA, 768 nt
Organism: Tigriopus californicus
Lineage: Eukaryota; Metazoa; Arthropoda; Copepoda; Harpacticoida; Harpacticidae
Exons: 4
Coding region: 1-768 (255 amino acids)
Biological process (GO): carbohydrate metabolic process
Molecular function (GO): carbohydrate binding; isomerase activity
Source: RefSeq, a predicted model, not a curated record